This is a messenger RNA of Rodentolepis nana, 297 nucleotides long. The record is from the annotation of a GenBank genome assembly. Lineage: Eukaryota; Metazoa; Platyhelminthes; Cestoda; Cyclophyllidea; Hymenolepididae.
AUGAAUCAAACCUAUCCAAUAACUAAUACUUAUCCCCCAAUCCGUCUGAUUCUCGUGUCCCCUCCAGAUGAAGCCUUCAAAACAUUUGAUCUCCAAUUCGAUCCACCCAAUGACCACUUCCAAAAUGCUCGCCUGUAUUUUCGACUCUGUGACAAUCCAGAAACUGCUAUCAACUUAGACGCUGAUGAAAUGGUCGAUCCAUCAAAUGCCGCAGUCGAUUUAGAUUAUGAAUUUCCUGACGGAGAUGUUCCCCCAGGUGGCUCAACCAGGGGGAAAGUUAUGGAAAACUCGGCAUGA